AUGGAGAAUAACCACACCUUCCUGUACUUUGCAUAUGGCAGCAACCUACUGAAGGAGCGGCUCCAGCUCAAGAACCCCUCUGCGACAGUACACUGUGUGGCCAGGUUAAAGGACUAUAAAUUGGUGUUUGGGAACCAUAAAGGCCUUGCCAGUGACCGGUGGCAUGGAGGUGUGGCCACAAUAGAGCACAGUCCAGGGGACGAGGUGUGGGGUGUGGUGUGGAGGAUGAACAUGUCUGAUCUAGAGUCUCUAGACAGUCAAGAGAAUGUGACAUUAGGUGCAUACAGUCCUGUGGAGCUAUCAGUGAAGACAAAAGGCCAGGAGCUCAACUGUCGUACGUACAUAAUGAACAGCUGUGUGUAUGCCCCACCAUCACCACAGUACCUACAGGUGAUUGUGAUGGGAGCAGAGCAAAACGGCUUGCCAAAGGACUACCAGGAGAAGUUGAGAGCAAUCAAGACCAACAUGUAUGAGGGCCCUCUACCUAUGAUGGCUGAGCUGGAGCGAGCCAGAAGAGCCAAAGAGAGGGACAACCACCAUUCUGAUGCCUGAUGAUUAAGCAGAAUCUAGGUCCAUUUUUCACGGAACCUCUGGGGUUACAACACAGCCUGAGGACUGCCAGCCAAGAUGUUGUGCCCACAAUGUCCCCAUGUUCUUCAUUCAUCU
This is a messenger RNA of Thunnus maccoyii (southern bluefin tuna), 666 nucleotides long. It is a transcript of the gene ggctb, whose product is annotated as gamma-glutamylcyclotransferase b. Gene Ontology annotation, molecular function: gamma-glutamylcyclotransferase activity. The coding region runs from base 1 to 552 and encodes 183 amino acids. The transcript has 5 exons. The record is from RefSeq and is a predicted model, not a curated record. NCBI's taxonomy places the organism in Eukaryota, Metazoa, Chordata, Actinopteri, Scombriformes, Scombridae.